Molecule: messenger RNA, 3114 nt
Organism: Stylonychia lemnae
Lineage: Eukaryota; Ciliophora; Spirotrichea; Sporadotrichida; Oxytrichidae
Source: the annotation of a GenBank genome assembly
AUGAAUAGAAACAAUUACCUAAAUGAUAAGAGUUUAAUGGACAAGUUCAUUAUAGUAAACAGGUUUAAGAAUCUGGCCGAAGUAACGGAUAUGAAUUUUCUUCGUUCAGUUGCCUUCCGCAUCCAGGAUAUGUUUACACAAAUGAAUAACUUCCUCUUAGAGUCUUACAAACUCCCAGGAAGUUAUUAAGACUUCUAAAGAAGAUUGCUAAAAGAGAAAAUCAGCAGUAAUGAAUAGCAAAGUCAGAAAAAAGCUUUAGAACAGUCUAAACGAAACCUAAAUAUCAGCAACUUAGAGUCUAUAAUUGAGGGGGCCAAUGGUGCUUAGUUCAAUUGGAUCCUAAUUAAAGAAAAAGCUAAUAAUGAGGAAGAGACGAAGGGGAUCAAUAUCAAUACUGAUUUAAUUAAUGAUAUAACCAAGAUAUAUGAGUAUUUGCCAUGCACAGUCAAAAGGCAACUCAAGACUCCCUUGCUUUAUAACAAAUGCAAGGUGAGAUUCUAACACGGUAACCAGCAAAUGGGUUUCAAGACUAAAUUCAGAAUGGAGUACAGAAGAUUCCAAGACAUUCUGGCUCAAAAGGGCUGGAAGAAAAAGAAAUUCAUGGUAAAUGGGAUGGUUAAAGAUUAAGUUUAUGAUGAUAUUUGGAACAAGAUGUGUCAAAGGAUAAUAACAUUAGUUAUAAUUAUGAAACCUGAAAUCUAGCAUGUUUAAGAUCGAACAAUUUAAUUGAUGGAGUUUAAGUUUGAAAUAGAUGAUUAAUUAAACCCUUGGCUGUGUAAAAUCAAAACAGACUUAAAUUUCAAGUUGAAAGGAAACAUGUUUGAUGAUUACAAGGCAAAUAUCUUGAAUGAAGUCAUGAAUAUUGCUGAGUUUAAGAUAAGCCAAUAUCGCUCUAAACUAAAAAAGCACCCACUAAUGUUUAAUCACAAUGAAAUUAAUCAAAAGCAAGCUCGAGUCACUCUGAAGCAGUUGGAGAAUUCUCAAAUUUAUAAGAAAAAGUCGAUAAAAGUUAAGGAUGUGAUCUAGAUAGCCAAACUUGAAGAAUCGCCCUAAGCUUUUUACAUUUACAAAAACAGAAACGACAUUUUAAUCAAUAAGCUUAGGCGAAGAGAGGAUGACACCUUUUUGUUCAAAGAUCACUCUGCUGAUAGAGCUGGUAGUCAAAUGACUGAUGCUUAGAAGUAUAAAAUCAAACAGCACUUAGCUAAGACUAAAAACAGACUGCAAUUUCAUGUGAACUAGCAGUUCCUUGACUAGUUAAUCGAGGACAUCUAGAGGAUACUCAAUAAUAAUACAUCAGAAAAUAUGCUUGAAGAUAUGUUUUUGAUUAAGAAAAUAGAUCAUGAGCUGGUAUCAGUUGGAUUCAGAAUAAUGUAUCUCAAUUAUCAUAGGGAAGAUAUUCAGGUCUUUAUUAAUAGUUACACAACUCUCAAAGCUAUUGCUUAAAAGGAUCAUCAAUGGAUGGAAAAUAAGUUGCUUGAAAUCCUAUCUGGGGAAACGAAUCCUAAAGCAUUCAUGCAUCUAGUGAAAGAUAAGCUAAAAGAAAUUGAGAAGUAAACAGAGUAGCUUAGAAUUCAGAUAGGAAACGGCAAGAAUAAAUUCUUUGUAAAUAGUUAGAAAGUAAAAAAUAUCCUGCAAGGCAAAAUAUAAGACUACUUACAGGAUAAGAUUACUAUUGAGAGUAAUUCCUUAAAUAGGAGUGCAAUAAAAUACAUUGAACAAACUCCAUAGAGCUCUAGAACCAUUUUGAAUGCUAGCAUUCAAGAGUCCUCAUUUAUUUCAUACACAGAGAAAAAAACAAAUAAAAACUUACCAUUUAGUGAUAUCAAACUGAACAAAGUUAUCAGUGAAUUCUUUGGAAAUUCAGAUUAGAAGUAAACCAAAAAAGAUAUAGAAGUUACUAAGGAUCAUUUUGGGUUUGGCUCAGAGGAUGAUAAGAAUAUCUAAAUGUAUCGGGAGAGUAGCAGUGAAGAUUCUAUAAGUAGUAUUACUGAUAGUUUGGGACCAGCUGGAUUUGGCAGGAAAAAUGGUCUAAGACUCAGAAGAAUUUCCAAUUUAGAGCGAAGGAAAGAGAGGCUUUAAAUAGCUAAGGAGAAAUUUGAAAGAGUAAUAAAGCAGGAUGGUAGAAGACUUUCAAAUUUGGAAAGUUUUCUCAAUAUCCCCGCAUCAUCAAGGACCUUCUAUGACAAGUAAGUAGUAAUCAAGCUAGAUAAGGUAGAAGACUAGAUCAAUAAAGUUAAUUAAGGGAAAGAUUCAAUCGUUAAAAAUGGAGAGAGUGAAAUUGUGAACGAAAAGUAUAAGAAAAUGAUUGAAAAUAUUAAAUCUAUGGACAAAUCAUCAUUGCAAAAUAGAAGGUUUACUAAAUCAUAGCUUGACUUGGACAAAUAUUAGGUAGCAUUAAUUAGAAAAAAUCAAGAUGAAGAAAAUGAGAGAAAAGAGCUAGUUAAAUUUAGGAAAAGUAUUCUAACUUCAAGACUCUCUCAAUUCCAACUCAAAGCUAUUGAAAAAAAGUUGAUUUAGUAAAAAUAAGAGCAAAGGGGUGAUUAAAUGAUGACUUAAAAAUGCAAUCAGAGAGAACCCAAUACAGAUCUCACAGAAUCAAAUUUGGAUAAAUUUGCUAAAUCUAGAAAUACUUCAAUCUUACUAAGUAGAUCUGAGAUCAAACACAAUCUGAAAACCCCCAGACCAAUAAUUGUCUAUCAUGAUGAUUAAUCAAGUCAAUCAAAACUUCCCAAAUUAAAUAUUAAGCUCAACCUUAAUAAUAAUACUACUAUUAUGUCUUAAUAACUACUCUAACUACCAAACAUUGAUUCAAGAACGCCUCAGCCUCGCUAAAAAGAGGUUAGCUUUACUGAAAGAGUUUUGUAAACUUAAAGGAUCUCACAGAAUAGGUCUAUAAUAGACUUAAAAAAUGACUUUGAUGGUAAUGAGAGUAAUGAGGAUGAAAUUAAUAAAUUGAAAUUUAGAUUUAAGCUUUUGUUCCCUUUUAAUGAGACAUGCAAAAGAGAUUUUUAGGAUGAGCUAGCAACUCUUAAAGAAAAUGAUAAUUUCACAUUAGCCAUGAUUAUAAAGAAGGCAUAUGGCAUGUUCAAAUGUCAUAACUUUAAAAGAUGA